This is a messenger RNA of Clupea harengus (Atlantic herring), 4897 nucleotides long. It is a transcript of the gene ngfra, whose product is annotated as nerve growth factor receptor a (TNFR superfamily, member 16). Gene Ontology annotation, biological process: Rho protein signal transduction. Gene Ontology annotation, molecular function: nerve growth factor binding; coreceptor activity; death receptor activity. Gene Ontology annotation, cellular component: plasma membrane; cell surface. The record is from RefSeq and is a predicted model, not a curated record. Lineage: Eukaryota; Metazoa; Chordata; Actinopteri; Clupeiformes; Clupeidae.
GUGCACGAAUCUCGCCUCCGCAGUGCACUACUGGACAGCGUUCAGUACAGGACAGCUCUGUCUGCACGGGAGCGCGCCGCAGCACAGAGUACUACAGGACAGUUUAGCCUACAGUCUUAGGGACGCGCCGGCACAUCCCACCAAGUCCCCCUUCGCAGCAUCUUUUGACGCGAGUAAAACAUGCCCUAUUGCGCGGCAACAUCACUGGAGUUAUAAUGAUGUGUUCACCUUCUGCCCUGCUCCUUGUAUAGGCUUUGCAAUUGAACUGAGAUAAGAAGAAAGACGCAGAUAAGGACUGUCGCAUCAUGGGCACCUUGUCGCUGGUGUUGCUGAGUGGAGUGGUGAUGUUGGCCCUGGGCUCUAAGCUGCAGAGGGCCAUCGAGGAGGAGGAGUGUGAGUCGGGCCAGUACACGAGAUCAGGGGAGUGCUGCAUCCAGUGCCCACCUGGCGAUGGGGUCAUCAAGCCCUGUGGAACCAGCCAGACCGUCUGUGGACAGUGCCUGGACAGUGAGAGCUACUCGGAGUCAUACAGCCACACGGAGGGCUGCCUGAAAUGCACAGAAUGCACGGGUCUCAUGCGCAUGCAGAAGCCAUGCACGGACUCCAACGACGCCGUGUGUGUGUGCGACUACAGCUUCUUCAUGGGCCAGGUGUCGGGCCGCUGCGAGCCGUGCACGGUGUGCCCGCGCGGCGAGGGCGUGCUCUCCAGCUGCGAGUACGACCACGACACGGUGUGUGAGCAGUGCAACGAAGACUCGUACUCAGAGCACGACAGCUCGCUGGACCCCUGCCUGCCCUGCACCAUCUGCGAGGACUUCGAGGUGGAGCUGCGCACCUGCACGCCAGAGCGCGACAGCAUUUGCCGCGACCCCAGCAUCCCCACCUCCACCCCGUCCCCGUCUCCUUUCUCCUCCUCGGACCCCGUCUUCACGCUGCCCGACGACUCCCUGAGCACCAACCCAGGGGGGGAGCCCACCACGGCGUACCCCAGCUCGCCUCGCUUCAUCGGGCACGGCUUCAACGAGAACCUCAUCCCCAUCUACUGCUCCAUCCUGGCCGCCGUGGUGGUGGGCCUGCUGGCCUACAUCAUCUUCAAGAGGUGGAACAGCUGCAAGCAGAACAAGCAGGCGGCCAACAACCGAGCCGCCACGGCCAACCAGACGCCGUCGCCGGAAGGCGAGAAGCUGCACAGCGAUAGCGGCAUCUCCGUGGACAGCCAGAGCCUUCAGGAGCAGGCAGCGCAGGCGCAGGCGGCCCAGCAGGCACAGGUCCAAGCGCAGACGCAGACACCAGGGCAGGGCCCCACACUGCUGCAGUCCCAGACGCAGAUGCAGACUCACACGCCCGAGCAGAUAGUGGUAAGAAUGGAUGGGGCAGGCCAGCCGGACUCCCCCCCUCCACAGGCCUGAGGAUGAUGAGGAGGAGAGGGAGGAAGACGAGACAGCAGCAGAGAGAGAUGGUGGACAAGGGAGACGGAAAGAUGGUGUGGUUGCUAAGGAAACUGAGGACCAGAGGGUUGUUUUCACUGCCCUUGUGAGACAAGUUGUCCCAUUGACGAACUCUAGCGUCUGACUGGAGAAGAGCAGGUUCACACCAGCAUCCCUAGUAUGGACCAUUUGGAUGCUUGAAUGCUUCCUCCCGAGGCAAUGGCAGAAUGCUUCACCAAGAUCUGCUCACCAAACAUGACCCCUCCAACACAAACACACACACACAUACACACACACACACACACACACACACACACACACACACACACACACACACACACAUGCACACACUCACACAUGCAUAUGAAGUUUCUUCUAAACAGACUACCACAGUAACCACAAAAAGUCCCUCCAAAUAACUUGGGAAGGACCCCACCACCCAAAGCCCAGUCACGGAGAUGAGCUCUCUCCCACCUGACACACACACACACAACCCAUCCAUACUCUACCACAACAAGUACAUCCCAAGGGGCUUCCAGCAUGUGAACGUAAUCAGUCCUACAGAACAGAAGAGAUAGCUAGCAGACCUUAUGGACCCACAGCUCUCCCACCUCACCCAUUACACAUCCACACAUUAUAUCUCCCAAUGCACCAUCACUGCCUGCUCUGACCUUCCGCUGACAGACAUGUGGAGCCCCCAUGAGGAUGGGAGAGGACUGCAGGGGCUGAGGCACAGACGGGGAGAUGAAGCGGCUGCUAGCGAGGCAGCCUCUCUCUCUCUCUCUUACCUGUGUACUUUUGUUAUUCUUCUCCUUUGUCUUCUUUCAUUGUGAUGUCUUUUAUUUUUUGUUUUUUUUUCUUGCCCAUGGCCUUCCUGAUCCGUUCAUUCUGUCAUGCUGCCCGCAUUCAUGCUGGCAAACUUGAUCAUCACACCACACACACACACACACACGGACACACACACGUGCGUCACACAUAUACUCAGACACAGACACACUCACGCAAUGGAUGUGUCAUAUUCCUGCUAGUGCUCACGCUAUCAGGGCUCAUGUUUCUGUUCACAUUGGCUCUGCCCUUGCCGUGGGUCUGCAGUGCGCCUUUGGGCAUGCUCCUGUUUUUCUUUCCCCUCUCUUUUUCUAUCUGUCUCUCUGUCUCAGUUUCAUCCUCUCUUCUUCCAACUCUCUCCCUCUCUCUUGCUCUCUCUCUCUCUCUCACCUUCUCCCAUUCUGUUAUGCACUUCUACCUAAAUACAUCCUGGCUCUCUGUCAAACUGCAGCAAAAGGAGCAUUAACUGUCCCACUGACUGCCUCAAAUGCCAUACAAAAGGGGAUAUAUCACAGCCUCAGGAUCAGUUUCAUAAACUCAGCUCUGUGAGUGCCGCAUGUAACCUGGCUGAGGGAAGCUUAUCCCAGGUCAGCCAAGUGACACACGCCAGUAGCUGAGCCUCCACUACUCUUCUAUCACUCUGCUGUAGGUCUAGUCAGGUUUUUUUCCUCCAUCAAAAUGGCGUUGCACUUCAGUCUCAAGCAGAUGGAGUUUUGGACUCCAGAUGAUGUUCAGAUGAUGUCUUCUGGACAUUAGAUUCAGAUUCAGGAGUUUUGGACUCCAGAUGAUGUUCAGAUGAUGUCUGCUGGACAUUAGAUUCAGAUUCAGGAUUUUUGAACUCCAGAUGAUGUUCAGAUGAUGUCUGCUGGACAUUAGAUUCAGAUUCAGGAGUUUUGGACUCCAGAUGAUGUUCAGAUGAUGUCUGCUGGACAUUAGACUGUGGGUUUCACUCCCGACUCGCUUCCUUUCUCCCUUCUUUCUUUCUCUUUCAUCCCACGUUUUGGGUCGUUUGGACGCUCCAAACUGCAGCAGAUACUUAAGAGUCUUAUCUGGCACCUCGACAUCUCUGGUGUAAUUGUAGAACAGGAAAGGCAGCAUCCUGCAUCCCAGCCUGAGGGAGGGGCGUGGAGGAUUGGCUUGGCUUGGGAUCGAAAUACAACCCCCUCUGGUUGGUUUAGUGUUGCUUUUAGCUGAGCCCACGGACAUAAAUGUCUUCUGCGUUUUCUGUUUCUAGUUCUCUCUUUUCUCGAUGGGCUUUGGUGCGGUGUGGCUUUCACCGCCAGCUCAGCAGGGUCACUCUGCGGCUCAGAUCGGUUUAGGAGGGAGGGAGGGAGGUGGGGGAUCACGGUAACCAUCAGAAAGAGCUGUGUCAUCAACCUGACAUGAUGGACUUUGCACUUAUCAUGACCGUAUGAGGUGAAGAAUGGAGAGGAAAGGGAAGCUUGCACACCCACCCACACACACACACACACACACACACACACACACACACACACACACACACACACACACACACACACACACACACACAGACACCCCAACAUGAGACACUCACUUGGGUUGUGCAGAUAGAGUCACAUAAACACGUCCUAACACAUGAAAAAGGACAAAACUGGCUUCACCUUUGUUCUCUCUCUCUGGUUCUCCUCCACCAGCCAACGCAGUAAUGAGUGGAAACAUGGGACUGACUACAGAGACAUUCCUCUGCUGACUGUAACAGAAACUGGCACCCUCACACACACUCACACACACACACACACACACACACACACACACACAUACAGAAACACGUAUACAAAUGCGCUAUUUCACAAACACAUAGACGUACUCACGCACACAUACUCUUGCACAGACACACACACAUGCUAUAUUGUGUAGAGGAAAGAGAAAAACUAAUUGAAAUAUUUCCAGUUAUGGCCCAGACACUCACACACACACACACACACACACACACACACACACACACACACACACACACACACACAAACAACACAGGGCGUCUGAUGGAUUCCCUACCGGCUGAGGCUAAUGGGUCUGGGUGUUUGGCGGUUAAAAACAUGAGAGGCAUUAGUGAGAUGCUCCUGUCAGGCAGGUAGUAAUUACUGCUGCCUCUCAGCCUCACUUACCGGGGACUGAAGCUGGAGCUGAAGCUGUAGUGAGCUCCCAAGGGACCCAGCUCCCCCACACUCUUUAACAGCUUCACAGCUCUGGAGCUCUGGGCUACAGCAUCCUCACACUCCUCUGGGUUGGUUAGCAUGCUACGCUAACGGUAGCGUGUGCUGCUCUAGUACUAGUAGGGGCUUCAGUUACUCUGGUUGAUGUAUAAGAAUCCGAAAGCGCACAGUGCGUUAGUUAGAGCACAGCCGUGGGUGGUAUGGUGCCACAGUUGGGUGUGAACCUCUGCGGGAUUCUGGGGGAUGUAGUCCACUUGAGCGUGGUGAGUCUCGGUCUACUGCACACCCUGAGCCAGAGGAGGCUGACAAUGAGGGGUGGUUUCGCUGACAUGGCACUUAAGGAGCAGCACCCCCCUCCCCUCUCACGACCACAACCACCAUCUGUGCUACUGAGGCUGGCUCACGCACGCAUGCAUGCCACCCACACAUUACUCUGUGUAUUCACACACACACAUACACACACACACACAC